CAGCUUGGCCUCGCGACGGCGUGUAUCUCUCUGCGGGUUCAUCGGUGCAAGUGGAGAUCGCGCUGAGCGGUGGGGCGCGAUUAGAUUGGUCCGAUCAGCAACGUCGCCUCUUUUGUUCGCCAUGCAUGCGUACGGCACAGAGCCGCGCGCGUGCAUUUCACCAAACAAAACCGACAAGAAGCUGACAACAGCCGGGCGCGCUCUUCGCACAAACAGCUGCAUGCAGACGGCUCGAGAGCAGAAGGUCGGAAGGGCUCUGGCGAACACUGUACUCAACGAGCAUACCUUCAUCUCCGUGUUUAUUUCAGAGACAACGAAGAUUUCUGGCAUCGCGACUCGGCGCACUUUCCACCUUGGCGCCCUCCAUGGGCUCCCACACAGAAUCGAGUUCAGUGUCUCAAGGUGAUGCUGGCAACAAGUCUGCUCCGGUGUCGAGAAAAGAGAAGUGGAAGCAUGCAAUCAAGGAGUACGGUAGUGCAAUGGUGGCGUUCCACGUCGUGUUGUCAUUUACAUCCUUCGGCAUCUGCUACGUGCUUGUUUCGAGUGGUGUAGACUUGACGGCAGUUGCAGAGAAGCUUGGUUUCAGCAUGGACUCGCAGUGGGUGAACUCAAAGAUGGCUGGUGGAAGUGGUACACUUGUACUUGCGUACGCGGUGCACAAACUAUUUACCCCCGUGCGCAUGGGCAUUACUUUGUCUACAACGCCGAUCCUCGUGCGGUGGUUGCGGCGCAAUGGCAUUUGGGGCUUCAGAUAUUGAGUGGACAUUAGCGCUUACCCAUGUCCGAAAUUUAUGUAUGUAGAUAUUCGCAAGUCGCAAGUUCUUGUUAAACAGCUGUACCUUAAGUUGAAUAAAAUGGCCGAUUUGAGCUGA
Molecule: messenger RNA, 872 nt
Organism: Dermacentor silvarum
Lineage: Eukaryota; Metazoa; Arthropoda; Arachnida; Ixodida; Ixodidae
Product: protein FAM210B, mitochondrial-like
Exons: 4
Coding region: 366-758 (130 amino acids)
Cellular component (GO): mitochondrion
Source: RefSeq, a predicted model, not a curated record